Messenger RNA from Aspergillus mulundensis, 1260 nucleotides. RefSeq names its product serine/threonine-protein phosphatase 2A activator. The record is from RefSeq and is a predicted model, not a curated record. Gene Ontology annotation, biological process: mitotic spindle organization. Gene Ontology annotation, cellular component: nucleus; cytoplasm; protein phosphatase type 2A complex. Lineage: Eukaryota; Fungi; Ascomycota; Eurotiomycetes; Eurotiales; Aspergillaceae. The coding region runs from base 1 to 1260 and encodes 419 amino acids. Gene Ontology annotation, molecular function: protein tyrosine phosphatase activator activity; peptidyl-prolyl cis-trans isomerase activity. The transcript has a single exon.
AUGGCUUCAAAUACGAACACCUCCCCGAAACCCAAGAUCGAUCUCUCCCAAAAGCUGUCAGAACUGCGAGUAGCCAGAUCGAAAACACAAUCCCCUAGAGACCCAGCUCCCGUCACCCCUCCGCUCUUAAACCCGCCAGACCUAUCCUCCCACACCUACUCACCUCCUGUCCGCCGAAUUCUCUCAAAAACCGACCAUGAAACAUUUCUCUCCUCGCCGACAUAUACCCUCGUUCUCGCCUUCAUUUUUGGCCUCUCCGACUCGGUGCGGGGCCGCGCAGCGCCAGAUGCCGACGCAGAAGGCAACAUUCCACCCCACAUCAACAAAAUACUCUCAGUAGUAGACAGCAUCCGCACGCUCGUCGAGAGACAUCCGUCCAUCGAUCAAGGCGGCUCCCGAUUCGGUAACCCCGCCUUCCGUGACCUGUUCGACGACGUCGCCGCCCAGAGCUCGGUUUGGCACCGAGAUAUUCUAGGAAUCCAAAACGAAGCGGCUGUCAAGGAGAUAUCCACAUACCUGAUCCACUCGCUGGGGUCAAGAGAUAGACUGGACUAUGGAUCUGGGCACGAGCUGAACUUCAUGAUGUGGCUGCUGUGUCUGCGCCAACUAGGUCUGUUUUCAAAGCCGGACUUUGAGACGAUCGUGUUUCGCGUCUAUGUUCGGUAUAUGCGGCUCAUGCGGGAUGUGCAGUCGACAUAUUACCUUGAGCCUGCUGGAUCACACGGUGUCUGGGGUCUGGACGAUUACCACUUUCUACCGUUUUUGUUUGGCGCGGCGCAACUUGUUGCACAUCCGUACAUCACGCCGUUAGCAAUUCAUAAUACCGCUAUUCUCGAUGAAGAGGGGGAUCGAUAUCUGUACCUCGACCAGGUGCGGUGGGUUGAUAGUGUCAAGACAGUCAAGGGGUUGCGGUGGCAUAGUCCCAUGCUGGAUGAUAUUUCCGGCGCGAAGAACUGGUCUAAGAUUGAAAGCGGUAUGAAGAAAAUGUUUGUCAAAGAAGUCCUAGGGAAGUUGCCUAUCAUGCAGCACUUUCUGUUUGGAAGCUUGCUACCCGCUGAACCGGGCAUGGGUGAGGGUGCUGAAGAGGGCGACGAACAUUCACAUGGGCAUGGCGAUGGCCAUGUACACGACCACAGUCAGCAUACUGACUGGUUCGGCGAUUGUUGCGGGAUCAAAGUGCCGAGUACUGUGGCUGCUGGGCAAGAGAUGCGGAAGCGGAUGGGUGGGAGCUCAGGCCUGCGUCCAAUUCCUUUUGAUUAG